CCUACCCUUCGCAGCCGCAUCCCGCCACCUCCUCCCCCUCCGGCGAGAGCCCGCGCCGCCGCCGCCGCCGCCGCCGCCGCCAUGUCGCUGAUCGCGGGGGAGGAUUUCCAGCACAUCCUGCGUCUGCUGAACACCAACGUGGAUGGGAAGCAGAAGAUCAUGUUUGCGCUCACCUCCAUCAAGGGUAUCGGCCGCCGCUUCUCCAACAUCGCCUGCAAGAAGGCCGACAUCGACAUGAACAAGCGGGCUGGUGAGCUCUCUCCUGAGGAGCUUGAGCGCCUCAUGACUGUGGUGGCCAACCCCCGCCAGUUUAAGGUUCCUGAUUGGUUCCUGAACAGGAAGAAGGAUUAUAAGGAUGGUAGAUUUUCCCAGGUUGUCUCUAACGCCCUUGACAUGAAGCUCAGGGAUGAUCUUGAGAGGCUGAAGAAGAUCAGGAACCACCGUGGUCUCCGUCAUUACUGGGGUCUCCGUGUCCGUGGUCAGCACACCAAGACUACUGGCAGGAGGGGCAAGACUGUCGGUGUCUCCAAGAAGAGAUAAAUCCCAUGCCCAUCAGCAAAUGCAUAUUGCUCAUCAUGUGAGCGUUUUAAUGAUGCCAGUCUUGAUAGGCAGUUUUGUUGGAUACUUUUUGUCUAUGAUAGAUCGCGCGUGGCAGAAUUCUCAAGCAUCAAAUAUUGUAACCUGGUUGGCUGUUCGGUACUGCAAACUAUGAAGCCUAAUUUUUCUUGGAUGUUUUUCUGGUUUAUGUUAUGCUUCCAUGUCUUACUUAUUUGCCAAGGUACUGUUUGUUGGCAUUUACUUGUGUAAUGCUUUUGCA
This is a messenger RNA of Oryza brachyantha (malo sina), 817 nucleotides long. Its product is annotated as 40S ribosomal protein S18. The record is from RefSeq and is a predicted model, not a curated record. Gene Ontology annotation, cellular component: small ribosomal subunit; ribosome; cytosol. Gene Ontology annotation, molecular function: structural constituent of ribosome; RNA binding. Gene Ontology annotation, biological process: translation. Bases 82 to 540 code for a protein of 152 amino acids. NCBI's taxonomy places the organism in Eukaryota, Viridiplantae, Streptophyta, Magnoliopsida, Poales, Poaceae. The transcript is spliced from 4 exons.